Macrobrachium nipponense is the source of this 14438-nucleotide messenger RNA. Its product is annotated as dynein axonemal heavy chain 2-like. The record is from RefSeq and is a predicted model, not a curated record. Gene Ontology annotation, molecular function: minus-end-directed microtubule motor activity; dynein light intermediate chain binding; dynein intermediate chain binding. The transcript is spliced from 19 exons. Gene Ontology annotation, cellular component: dynein complex; 9+2 motile cilium. Gene Ontology annotation, biological process: cilium movement involved in cell motility. Bases 610 to 14193 code for a protein of 4527 amino acids. Lineage: Eukaryota; Metazoa; Arthropoda; Malacostraca; Decapoda; Palaemonidae.
AAGGUAAACAAGCGUGCUAGUGGCGAUAACCAGGUUGUCACCUACGUAGAUCCUGUCGUAUUUCAGGACAGCGCAAUAAAGUGCAACUUUUGGCAAAGUCAUAUGUGGUCAGUGGACUCUAAUCCUUUUUUUCAAUGAUUAUGAAAGCGACAAUUAUUCACCGACAGCUGCAGAUGAAGUUAUUGAAUGGGUUUGGGCUACGCUCACUCAUGAUGAGAAAAUCAUGUCAUGAUAUCAAAGAGAUAAGUCUAAUAAUGCCAGGUAUUUUCUAGUUUCUUCCCGUAGAGAUAGAAUGGUUUCAUAAGGAAGACUAACAAGACUUGAUAAAAAUGUGUACGCUAACCAAAUUCUAUGAGAUGUGUGAUAUUGUGCUUAGCCCUUAGAAGACUGGAAGUGAAGCAAAAUGUCUCUCUUCCAUAUGCAUCUGUUCAUAAUAAACCGGUACAAUAUCUCGCACAUAAACAUGAAAUUAUUAAGGGUAUCUUAGAAAAGAGAGAGAGAGAAAUAUCCAUUUGGUGUUCGUCUGAGGUGGUGGUAUUUUUUCCUCGCGAGAAGAAUUGUGUUAGAAUAGCAGGCAGCGGAGACAAUCUUCGUUAAAACCCUUUCAACAUGGAGAUGCCAGAUGAGGAAGGCCCCGCCUACGGUGGCCAGGACACUGAGGAAGAAGAGGAAGAGGAAGAGGAGGAGGAGGAGUUCGACGAGGAAGCUCAUCGAGCUGCCCAGGAAGCUGCUCUCGAGGCGGAGUUACUGGCGGAGGCCCUAGAAGUCAUUGAAACCAUCACGUGCCUGCCGGACAAAAAACACCUCGCAUGGACUCCUCACCACUACUCUCUGGCAACUUCAUUCCUCAGGGAGGAAAAAGAACGGCUUCUUUGCUGCUAUGUCGUGAGGAGCGCCCACAGAUCUCGCCUGGCCGUGACGCUAAGCCUACCUGCUGUGGGCGUAGGCCUAGUUUGGUAUUUUUUGAAACUGGACGUGGAAGUCAAGAUCACGGCCAAGAAUUUCAAGAAAUGUGUUAGCUACGGCUCGCUGGAGACCAGCGACCCGGUGGCAGUCCAGCACUUCCUUCUGGAGAUCUACCACCCGGUCUUCCUGUGCACGCCCUCGAAGCCUCCUGCCAGGGAACAUUACAAUUCCCUAACGGAUCUCCCCCGACUGCUCAACCUCUUAGGAGCGCAGCUGGUGUACCACGUCGGCAAUGCUAAGGGCUGUCCGCUCCUGUUCAUCCCCGGAGAUGUUGUGGCGCUGCCUGACGACUACGAGCAGAUGAAGGCUUUGCCCCUCGACGUGGCGUUCCUCAGCAGGACCGAAGAGCUGGUAUUGCACUGGGUGGAGCAGAUCCACGCCUUCAUCUUCGAACAAGGGGAGGCCUCCUCCCCCCUGGAACUGGGCCUUCUUCACGAGAUCAGACAACUCUCCAGUAAGGGGGCGGCUCUGGAGGAACUCACGGCCAUCGUCAACACCUCCGGAGUUCGGAAAGUCACGGCUUAUGUGGAAUCCCAGAAUUCUCCGGUCGUCAUCCUCCUGAAGGAGGCGCUGGAUAAUCUCGAGAUGUCUCAGAAGCGGUUACGAGAGACAGGCGGUCAGCUGUCCCACAUGGAACACCUCCUGGACCUUCUGUACUCAGACACUGUCCAGGCUCUGACAGAACACAUGUACGAUGUCUUGGCUCUCCUCAGGAUCAUCUGGACUCACUCCGAGUAUUACCACAAGCCCGAGGUCAUGGCGGAAAUCUGCAUCCGGGUGUCGUGGGAGGUCACAAGGGCGUGCCAGGUGCACCUGCCCCUCGACCAGCUCCUCUCUCACGACUUCACCAACGUCCGGGCGAAGACGCCCCCCUCGUCGAGGUCGGCCUCGGACACGGAGGAAUCGAAGAGCGAGGGCAAGGACUCCCUGGCCUUAGUCGAAGUGGCCAUCAAGUGUUGCAACGACUGGAGGAACUGCUACACUGAGCUGGCCUCCCAUUUCGGGGAGCAGGACUGGCCGGAAGUGUGGCUGCCCGAAAACGCCGCCGUCUUCCUGCCAGUGGAGCUCUUCGCCUCCCGGUGCGAGGACCUGAAGUACAUAGGCCUAAGCAAACAGCAGCUCACCAGACACGGUGAGAGUGGUUCGAUGUCAGUCAAAGCCUCAGGUGCUGGUGAUGGUGGCGCCGAGGGCGAAUUGCUCGAGGAAGAGCUGGCUCAAGUUGAUCGAGUGCUGGAGGACGCCCUCAAAGCCAUCUCCCGGAGGAGCCACCUCGUUUUCAACCUCACUUCGAAGGAGUGGCUGAGGCACUUUGACAAAUUUCGUGAAAGUAUGGAAGAGGUGGAGCGCAGGUACCAGUGUGUCAUGGUGGCUGCCGUCCAGACGGUGGAAACGGUGGCCCAGGGUCUACGCGUUCUGAACGUGUUCAAACCACUCGCUGCCAGGAAGUCGCUCUUCUCCGUGUUCUACGUCAUGAUCGACCACAUUCUGAAUCUCUUCGACCGCGACUUCGAGGAGGUGGAGAAGGAGUACGUCUUCAGGUCUAUGAAAGUCGGCAACGUUGGCUUCUACUUCUCCAAGAUGGCCAAGUGGGCCAAUGACACUCGAAGGAAAUUGGAGCAGGAAGUCAACCUUCUGAAGAACCAGUCUUGGCUUCCGUACUACCCGAGGUUAGACAGCAUCUACCUCAGAUGGAGCCGAACGGCAGCUCUGCUUCGAGGCGUUGUCACCAACAUGUACGCUGCCUGGAAUGCUCAUCUGGAACCUCAUCCUGCGAAGCGCCUCCUUGAGCCGAUCUUCAGGUGGAAACCUGGGCCUGUACAGAAUCUCCAAGACAACUUUGACAAGCAACUUUACAAGAAUUUGGAAGAAGCAAGAGCAUGGAAGGCCAUGGGUUUUGAUGUCCCUGAUGGCAUGACUAGUGUGUUCAACGAUAGUGAACGUCUCUUGAAACUCAAGAAGCAGAUCGCUGAAUGUACAGACGACUUCAACAAGCUCAUGUCAAGAUUAUCAAGAGACGAAGCCCAGAUGUUCGAAGGGCAGAUUCAGAUGAUCAUCAAGAACUUCUUCCCAGGUCUCUCUUUCAUCAACUGGACGCAGCAAGACCAAUGUUCUCUUCUUCUUGCGAAGUGUAAAACGAUUGUCAAAACCAUCCAGGACCAGGUGACUCAUUACCUCGACAUCAAUCAGGCUAUUGCCAACGACAUGGAUAAAAUCAAGGACUGCAUCCUGUAUUAUAAGGAGGAUGAAGAUGUCUACAUAGGCGAUGCUUUCAUUAAGGACAUUGUAAACCAAAGGGAGGCCACCCUCGGGAGCGUUAUUGGUGCCUUCUUGAGCAUGGAGGAGGAGCUCGAGUCUCUACAUAGUCAGCUCAUCAACAAGAGUGUCAGGAGGGCCCAGGAUGCCUGGAUCGCCUAUAUUCAGAGGCUAGAUCAGAUGUUCCUUGAAUGUCAGAGAGAAAUACUAAGGAAGUCUCUACUGACUUUUGAGGGCAUGUUGAUGGGAUCUAGAAGCUGCCCCAUGGACCAGCUUCCUCCUGUUUUCCAGAUUUCUACUUCUCUUAAGGAAAAGAAUAUUGUUUGCAAUCCGUCAGUCUUUGCCGUGUUAAACGUAGUGACAUCUCUAUCAAAGGAUUUUGCUAAAAGCCUCAGCAAAGUACCCUGCUUGCUCAGAAAAUUCGCAGCUGACAAAUCAAAGGACCAUAAUCACACUCUUUGUUUGAAAGAUGAAUUGUGUGAUAAGUUACAGAAUAAACUAGCUGAGGAGUUUCAAAUCCAAGUUGAUAUGUUGAAGGUAAAGCUGGAAGAAUGGCAGAUCUACAGAGAUGUCUGGGAAAUUGAUAGAAAGAAAUUCUUUGAGGAGUACUUGAAAAAGGCAAACAGUGUUGAAGUAUUCGAAACAGAUAUCAUAUCAUUCCAGAAUAAGCUGAGUGAAAUUGAGAGCAAAGAUGAAUUCAUAAAAGUAGGCACAUUCAGUGUUGAUUGCAAGAAACUGAAGAAACAGAUUAUAACACUUUGUAAGUCAUGGGUACAAGAGUUUGAGGACAAUCUCUUCAAGAUUGCUUCUGACAGACUUACUGCUCUGUAUCAGUAUAGUGAGAGAACAAAAUCACUAUUAGAGAGCAAUCCUGAGGAUAUACCUUCUCUCUUAUCCUCAGCUGAGGAGUGUGACAAAGCAAGACAGCAGUUGGAGUUGUAUGAGAAGGAAUUCCAGCCUGUGCGGGAACAGUUCACUGUUUUGAAACAGUAUCAUUACUCUGUCCCCUGUGAUAUUGAUAACCGUCUGGCUGACCUUGAAAGUGAGUGGAGCAAAGUAGAGGGAGCUUUAACUAAUAAGAUAUUAGAUCUGAAUUCUGUUCUUGAUGGCUACCGAAAAAAGUACAGUGACCGUGCAGAAAUAAUUUUGGAAGAAGUGGAAGAGCUGAGGCAUAGUUUCCAUCAAAAUCUACCUGUACGAGCAGAUAAAAGAUUCGAAGAGGCCAAAGAAGCCAUAGAUAAGCUACAAAAGAUGACAGAGGAAGUGGAAGCCAAGAUGGAUAUCAAUGAGUAUUUAGGGAUGUUGUCUAUGCCCUUAGUUGACUUUGAUGAAUUACCAGCCUUCAAACAUGAUCUUAUUGCAGCGGAAAAGAUUUGGUGUUUAUUGAAAGAGUGGCAGAAUACUUGGGAAUCAUGGGCUAAUAUAGUAGUCUGGGAAGUGAGUGUUGUUACUCUACAGGAAACUUUAUCCGUUUACGGACAUAAAAUCAGAAAUAUAAAGUCAUAUGCUGUUCUGGAGUCAGAUGAUCCAACAAAAGCAGGAGAACUAACUUGGGAGAUAAAUGAAGAAGUUCUUAGCCAUAUUGAAUUGUGCAAACUACUGGUUCCACUGACUCUAAACUUACAGAAUGCCACCUUAAAACCACAUCACUGGUCAAGAAUCCAGUUGAUAGUAAAGACAGAGUUUGAUAAAGAUUCAGAAGACUUUACUCUUGGUUACCUACAGAAGAUUAACUUAACUUCUUAUGAGAAAGAAAUCACUGAAAUUCUAGUUGAUGCUUCUGAGGAAACUAAAAUAGUUGCCGAUAUUCACGAAAUAGAAAUCCUUGCCUCUCAGAUUACUGUAAACUUGAAGACCAUUGUGUCAAUGGGCAUAUCAGUUAUUCAGUCAACCAGUGAGGCUAAUUCUACCAUUGUUGAAUUGAAUACAAGACUACAGACUGUUUCAGCUUCAUUUCAUGCUAAACCAUACUUAGAGGAAAUAGAUAAUAUCCAGUCAACGCUGUCAUCAAUGAUCUCGUUUCUGGAGGGAGUCGAGGAAUUGCAGAGAAAGUGGGCUACUCUAGAACCCUUCUUUCAUGUGGCAGAUGUGAGAUAUCAUAUGGUCAAUGCCACUGCUCUCUUUGACUCACUUGACGAGAGAUGGCGUACCUUAACAUCGACAAUGGUUUCUGAGCAUUUUCUUCAGCCCAUUGUAGCGCAGCAAGAUCUGCUUGAAGAAGUUUCUUUGGUGUCAAAGGGGUUUGAUGACAUUCCUAGUCAUAUUCAGCCCUAUUUGCAAGAUCGAAGAGAGCAAUAUUUUCGUUUGUGGCUGCUUUCUGAUGAUGAUCUCAUGGCUGCAGUGUCUACUCUUCUUGAUGGUGAAUUUGCAAAGCCUUUUCUACCAAAACUUUUCACAAAUGUUGCCAAGAUAAAACAAGAAAAGAAUAGCCAAAUUGGAGCAAUGGAAAUCAUAGGCGUUUUUUCAAAAGAAGGUGAAUUUUUGGAGCUUAAUUCUUAUGUUCCCAUAUUAGGACCGUUUGAUACGUGGCUCCAAAAUCUAUCAGCUGCCAUUGAAGCAACAUUAAAGGAAAACACAAAGCAAUGUAGAAACAGUAUAAAAACAGUUGGGAUCAGACUUGAUGAAAUUUUGAAAUUAUGGCCUCUGCAGGUUGCAUCAUUAGCUUUUAUGACUAAUUGGACAACAGAGAUGAGCCGGGCAUUAGCCAAGUUCAAAGGUCAUAUGAAUGCAGAGCAGUUACAGCCUUUUAAGAAAAGAAUUAAAGAUUCACAGCAGAGGUUGGAUGGGUGUUUGCAAGGAAAUUUAUCAAAACUCAUACGUGAGAAGUUUCGUUUAUUCUACAUGAAUCUUCUUCAAGUAAGAGACUUCUUAAAUGACAUAUCUGAGAGCCGUAAAGGUUUUACAAAUGAGAGCGAGAUGAUGAUCUGGCACACAGUAGAAAAAGACACAGACAAUCUUCUGGUUCAUUUCGGGACAUCAGAGAUGAUGUACUCUUGGGAAUAUCAAGGUUUAUGGUCAUUUGGUGUUAUGACUCCCUCUUUGCUGCAGUCUCUUACCGAUAUAGCCAAAGUUUUGAACAAGGGUGCAUCAGCAGGCGUCUUUGGCGUGAGUGGCUGUGGCAAGACUGAGUCUGUUAAAAUGAUGGCACACUUGCUUGGGCGUCAUCUAGUGACGAUCUCUUGUACCGCUUCGUUAACUUCAUCUUUGCUUGUUCGAUCAUUACUUGGCACUUGCUCAUCACACAGCUGGCUGUUUUUGGAAAAUGCUAAUAGGUUGGAUGCUGCUGUGGUGCCUGUCUUGGGCGAGGUGAUACAAGUGAUACAGAAUGUCCAGAAGAGCACAUCUGCAGCAAUGGCUAUCAAGACCCCAGCAAAAACGACAAAACUGCAGCAGCAGCCUAUUAAGUUGCUAGAAGGAGUUCAGGUGUCAGUGUCUCCACUCUCUGCAGUCUUGAUGGAACUGGAUACUAGACAGGCCUCUUCUCGGGACAUAAUGGACACCCUCAGAGAGACUUUCAAGCCAGCUCUGAUAUUCACUCCGAACUUGCAGGUAAUAACGGAAUGCUUCAUGCUGGUCGAAGGGUUCAAGGAAUACAAGGUGCUGUCGCAAAAACUGAGCCACGCCCUCCAGACCCUUUCAACCUCCUUGCCACAAGUUCACAAGAGGCAACUUGAAAUCAAGGGAGCUGCUGGUGUGGUUGCUAUUGCCAAGGACGUCAUGAAGAGGCAACCGGAAAUUGAUGAGAUAGAUACCGUCCCAGUUGCUCUGAAGGAAUAUAUUACUCCGCAACUGCAGAGUAGUGACAUUCCAAUCUUCCAAGAGGUCUUCGAACAGCUAUUCCCCGAUUUUGAUGCUGCGCCCUAUGUCAAUGAUACACUGAGGGACACACUUGUAAAAAUGAUGGAGGAAAACAACUUGAUUUUGAAAGACUGUUAUAUCGAUAAAAUCCUACAGCUGCAUGAUGUUAUUGCCAAAAAUCAGAAAGUCAUUCUUUACGGGAGUUCCAAAUCUGGAAAAUCAACGUCUCUGAGAAUGCUGGAGAGUGCCUACAAUACUUUGAACAAGCAAGGAAAUCCAAAUUAUAAAUCUACAAAAAUAGAAGUUCUCAAUCCUCUGGCUGUGGAACAGGAUAAUUUCUACGGGCCAUUUAAAGACAUUGUAGGUAAAGCAGAAGAAGGAUAUUUUCCCCACAUGAUAAGAAAGUAUCUUAGAUCUAACUUGCCUGUCGAAUACUGGAUAGUUCUAGAAGGACCUACAAAACACCGUUGGCUGAAAGACCUGUUUCUGCACUUCCAUCCAACAGACAAUAGCUUCCUCAGUGGGAGUUCCCAGAGAACCUCAGUGCCACCCAACAUGAGAUUCAUUGUUGAAAUUUCUGGGGACAUAUCUCAACUUUCUCCUUUUGAGCUUACUCAGUGUUACAGCGUCUACUUUCAGCAGCAGCCCAAUCUUUGGGAAGACAUCAUACAAAGCUGGUUGGGUACAAUUACCAAUGACUGGAUUUCACGGGCCUUGCAGACUCUCAUAAAGAAAAACCUUCCAAGUUUUAUCAAAAUGCUGAAGCCAGAUACAGUAACAAAGCCAAGCAUGGUUAUGAAGGCUAAAGCUUUUGUUGCAAUUUUGCGUUCACUCUUGGAUACUGACUUGGUGGAAGAUGACACUGAUGACUGGGUGGCAAAACUUACUCCAGCAUUUAUCUUUAGCAUUAUCUGGUCUUUCGGAGCUAACAUCUCCCCUGCGGAGGCUGACGAAUUCAAAGAGGUCGUCACGAGGAUGAUUGAAAAUGUCCCUGAGGGUAGUAUAUAUGAUUAUUAUGUUGACACUAGUACUGGUCAUUUUACUCCUUGGUGGAAAACUGCCACUGAGUUAGGGCAUUUGGUCCUGACUAAUCCUCUUCUUAAAACGAACAUCAUUUUCACUGACAGGAUACUCAAAUAUUCUAAAGUGGCACAAUUACUGCUGAACCAAGGAAUCCCAGUUCUUUUGAAAGGUGAGCCAGGAUCUGGGAAAUCGACCAUACUGAGUGUUUUAAAACAAACUUCGGAUGAGUUCAGACAUGCCGUGUUUGACAGUUACACGGCCUCUACAAAACCAAAAGAUAUUCAAGACACUGUCAUGAAAAACCUUAGCAAACAUGGGAAGGACAUACUUGCUAGUAGGAAGUCAAAGGUUCAUUUUUUGAUGGAUGACCUUCAGUGUAACAAUGAUGAAAUGAGCUUGCAAGAAAUACUUGAAACUGUUAGAUUUACUGAAAAUCAAAGAAAAAUAUAUUGUCACGAUUCAAAAUCUUUCCUAAUGAUUCCCGAAAUAUGUUAUCUCUUUACCUAUCAGACGAAAGAAAGUGAUAAGGCAAAUGAAAAAUCCCAAAUCUUAAGUGAAAAUGUGGAGAUCUAUUGGUCAGAGGUAUUUCAUAUGUUAACACUUCCACCUUGCCAGAAGAAUGAGUUGGAAAUCAUAUUCGGUGGAUUAUUUGAUCAAAUGCUCGGUCAUUUUGAGCAAGAUGUGAAGUGCAUGAAGUCUGUCAUAGCCGAAGGGAUAGUCCACCUUUAUGAGCGAAUGGGAGAAAUGACUAAAGCAAGAUUAGCCGAUCAUCUUUCCCUGCUCCAUCACCCUCGACAAAUAGUAUCUGUUUUGAAAGGGCUUCAGUUGGCUGAUGUGGAGACACAAGACAGGGAUAAUUUCCUGAAGCAUCUUUCUCAUGAAUGUUACAGAGUAUUUCAAGAUUCAGGAAUACUUACUCAAAAUGAAUUUGACAAGCUUCUGAGCGACGUUUUAACAGAAUAUCUGUGCGUAGAGCUUGAUUCCGUACGUCCAAAAGGGGAGAUAUUUUUACUCACAAGACUUGGAAAUGAAGAAGAGCUUUACACUGAUGCAUCUGUAGAGGAAAUUAAUUCCAUAUUACUCAAAAGAGGCCAUGAAUUCAUGGGUCAGAACCAAAACUUUGCUCUGCAUGAUAGUCUUCUUCACCAUGCCGUCCAUUUAGCAAGGGUUAUUGGAGGUUUAGAUUUAAAAACACAGUCAGCUGUCCAGAGGUCUUCGACAGUCUUAGAUAACAUAGGAGGUCAUUUGGUUUUAGUUGGCCCUGAAGGUUGUGGUAAAAAGACAUGUGCACGAUUAGUGGCCAUGAUAGCAGGUUAUAAGAUUCAUGAUAUAAUAGGCACUGCAACAGAGCCUCAAGAGAAGACAGUGAAGAUCCUAGAAGAUUUACGUAUGGCUAUCCCUGUCCUUGUAGUUAUAGACUGGAAUAUUUUGGAGAGCUUAGAAAAUAUAUCCUUCUUAAAUUCUAUACUUGUUGACGAGCUGAAUAAUGAAAAGACUUCAGGCCAGGAGACUAAUAUAAGAAUAAUGAUGUCUGUUCCUUCAAUGAAGGAAGCCUAUGAAAUCUUCAGAUACAUUCCAGCUGCUUCUUGUUUCUUCACAGUUGAUUACUUUCAGGAAUGGAAUACCCAUGAACUUCAGUCAAUAGCAAAACAAAUACUUUCAGAAACUCUUGGUAAAUCACUGUCAGAUAUAAAGACUCAGUGUGUUUCAGAAAUAAUGGCUUACAUACACAGUCAGAUUUCAGAUAGAGAAUGGAACCCAUCAGCAAGGUUUCUAGAGUUCCUCAAGCUGGUUCUGGUAGUUCAUAAUAAGCUUCAUGAUAACAUAGUUGGAGAAAAAGAAAAACUGAAGGUUAGUAUUCAGAAGUUUGAGGAAACUCAGAGAAGAGUCACAGAGCUUUCACGACAGUUAGAGGAACAAAGGGCUCAGGUUACUUAUAUCCAACAGUCAUGUGGAAGUGUUGUUUUGAAAAUGAGGAACAUCAAAUCUGAACAGGGCAGGCUGCAAAAAGAUCUAAACAAAAAUGCAGCCUUGCUGAAGAGGCAAAAGGAUGAGGCACAGAGAAUUAGAGAGCUCAUUAACCGAGACCUGACAGCCCCAAAAUUAGAAAUGAAAGCCAUUCAUCGAAAGCUGGACAGGAUAACCAAGGCAGAGUUAGAAGGCUUAAAGGGGCUGGGUAGACCCUCACAAGGCGUUGAACUUAUUUUUGAUGCUGUGUUGACUACACUUGGUUUAGACCCGUCGUGGAAUGAGGCAAAGAAACAAAUGGCGAAUGGCCUGAACUUUAUCUCAUCGAUUAGGAAAAUUCCUGUUGAAGAAACAGAUGAAAAGGUUUUAGCUAGAAUCCAGUCUUAUCUGAAAAUGGAAGAACUGGAUUCAGAACAAAUAACAGAAGAAUCCUACACUGCAGCAACGUUCCUGAAUUGGCUGAACACAUUUGAGAAAUAUGUUAGGGUUUACAAGGAUUACCAUCCACUAAAGGUUCAGGCAGACAUCAUUGCAAGAGACAUAGACGCAACAGAAGAAGUCAUUGCCAAGUAUGAGGAAGAUCUCUCUGGUUUUGGAAUGGAGCAUGAGGUUCUCAUGGCCCAGCUGAAGGAAAAAGAGCAACAUUUAGAGGUAGCAGAAGAGGAGAUGAAAGUAUUAGAGGGAAGGAUACAACUUGCGCAAAAGGUUAUGUCUCAGCUGGGCGAAGAUAAGAUCCAGUGGGAGGAGGCAUUAUCCCACUGCAGCGUAAAGCUUAGAAAUAUAUUUGGCGACGCAGUUUUAGCAGCAGCCUACGUGACUUAUAUGGGGAAUUUCCUACACUGUGAAAGACAGGGUGUUAUGAAAGACUGGCAAAAGAAAAUGGAUGAGCUUUGCAUUUUUCACACAGAGGAUAAAGAUGUCAUGGAUGUUUUGGCUCCUCUUGAGCUGCAGGUGAGAUGGCAUGAAGAAGGCUUGCCUCAUGAUACCUUUUCCCUUGAGAAUGCAGCCAUCAUUUACAACUCCAACCUUCCACAGUUAAUUCUUGACCCACAUUCAUUCAUGGAAAGCUGGAUUCGCAAUUGGGGAAAUGUAACGGAAAUAGACCUUGAUAAUGAUUACAUGCCUGUUAUGGAGCAAACCAUGGCAGAGGGUAAAACAGCUGUGCUUAUCCAGGAGGAACUAGAGCUUCCCAUGCCCAUUUUACAAAUUCUGGAAAUGGAAUGUGUCGUGCUGCCUAAUGAGAAUAAAUGUUUUUUGAAGGUUGGUGAAAAGUUGCUUCAGGUGCACCAGAAUUUUAGACUGAUCAUUAUCUUGCGAAGUCGGGAAGUCAACCUUAACAAUAACAUGAAGACUUUGGUAAACAUUGUCAAUAUGCAAAGUCAGCAGGAGGGUCUAAUGAAACUGCUGACAUUUCGAGCUGCUUCUCAUUGUCAGCCAGAUCUGUUUGAAUCCCUGAAGAAAAGCGAAUGGGAUCUGCUUGAGAAACAGAACUUGCUGGCGGAGCACGAAGCCACAAUACGUGAACUGAUGUCACGUUUUGACGACGAUGUUCUUGAGGAGAGCACAUUGAUGGAAAUGCUCCAGGCAACUUGUGGCAAAGCAACUGAAACUAAGAAGAGGUGUCACGACCUCAGGAGAAAUUUAGAUGUCGCAAGAGAAGGCAAUAAUACAUAUCGGAAAAUAUCAGGACUCCUGACAAGCUUGUACCUCCUUGUGGAACAUCUCCCUGAGAUCCAUCCUUCGUUGGUAAUGGGUGUCAAUGCGUUUAGUGAACUCAUCAUUGGUGAAAUGUCUCCACAGUCUUUUGCUAUACCUUGGGGUAGAAUGCUUGGCUCAAAUACAGUUAUGAAGAUGCUUCAGACAUUUUACAGGCACAUCCAGCAGCAAGUCAGCGACAUAACAGUUGUGACCAUUGGCUUGAUAUUAGCUACCUGGUAUGAGUGCCACAUUUCCCUCACUAAUCCCAAGUUUUGCUCUCUUCUGUACUCUUCACUCACUAAAGAAAAGGAUUCUGCCCCACAGCUUCUUAAGCCCGUCAGUAAAUCAAAACAUAGCUCUGAGGUAUCAAAACUGAUAUGCGAGCAAGAUUCGGAGAAAUCCCGGCCUGCAUGGCUCACUAAUGCCCAGUGGGCUCAGCUGUUAGAACUUUCUAAGAUCGAACCAUUCUCUGAUAUCAUAAACCAUAUAACAACUUACAAGGAUUUAUGGAGAGUCUGGUAUGUUACAGAGCAGCCAGAAACAGGAUCAUUCCCCAAAAGCUUAGACAAAAAAGUGAGAGGCGUUGCCAAACUUGUUCUCAUAAAUUGCCUUCGACCUGAUCGCUUAGAUGAAGCUGCUCUGCUCUAUGCUACAAGAGUUUUGAAACAAGAAACUACUUCAACCACUGCCAAGGCUCUUCUCUCAGUUGCUGCUAAAGGUAGUGUUACUGAGCCCAUCAUAUUAUACAGUUCAGCACCAUUAGAUGUGGAACAUCUACUGAGACAAAUCCAGCCACUUUGCCACCCUGUGUUAACGACUAAUCCAGAUGCUGUUAAUAUCUUAUCUCUUGGUCAAGGCAGGGAAAAGUAUCUUAAUCUAAUAAUGAGAAAAUGUGCUGAAAAAGGUUACUGGUUGCUCCUGAAGAAGAAUGAGGCUGAUCAAUCCUGCACAGAAUAUCUAAACAAAUUAUUAAAGGAGAAAUUCUUGAAUGAUGCUAAUAAAAGAUUCCAGAUAUGGUUGUAUAUGGACAGCGAUGACACCUUACCUGACAGCCUGAUGGCUUCCUGCCAUAAAGUUUACUUAGGCUUACCUACAACAGUCAAAGAAUCCAUCAUACAUCUUUAUGAACUCGCUGGAGAAAGUCGACUGGCAUCAUAUACAGGUGAAUGGAGCAAGUGGUGCCUGCUGAGUCUUGCUCUGUUUCACAUUGGCUUUGUAACACGGCAGUCUCUCGAGGAUAUGAGUACCCCUCUUGCUCAGACUCUUGGCGACCACCAGUGGGAAGAAGCAGAAAAUGUCCUCCGGACCCUAAUCACUGAAAACCUGGCACUUGAAAACAAUCUCCUUCCACUGUUGAUACCACAGUUGACUGAUAUAUAUAUAACUGGUGCACUAACAGAGAGCAGCUAUGAAAUUUUAUGUCAGCUUUUGCAGGUUUAUUUGUCACCUGAAGCUAUAAUGAAUGUUCCCGGAAGAGUCUCAGCACUUACACAUUACACAGUACCGAAGUCGCAUUCAAUGGAAGAUCAUCUGACCCAGCUAGGCUAUAUCUACCUGGCUCAGAAUGUCUCACUUACUUGCGUUGCCCCAACUCUUAUCUUUGAAAGUCAAAGAGAUGAAGCAAAGAGCAUAAAUAUUUCCAUAUAUAAAAUUAGUGACGAUAACAAACAAUUGCCAGCACUACAGAAAGAAGAUUGGGUCAAAUAUUUUGGUCUAAACAAAGUCAAGAAGAUGGCCUCAAAGAAUAUACAGGGCUCCCUUCAGUCAAUCAUAAAAAAUGAUCUCGACAGGUAUCUGAAGGCAGCCCAAACUCUUGUUUCGAAGCUCAAAGUGAAUGCGAACCCUGAUACCAUAUUAGAAAUACUUGAAGAUAACAUACCACUUGUGUUAGAGAACGACCAGGAAGUCGACCAAAUAAGAGACAUCGAAGCUAAACUGCAGAGGUUUUCUGUGAAGGGCCAUUACCUCCUGAAACUCAUCAAUUGCCCUCCACCCUUAAGAAACAUCAGACUUGGUCUUCUGCGGGAACCUGCAGCUGCCUGGUCGGCAUUUGUGCGGAGUGUGUGGGGCGAAGUGAGAGGGGAUGGCAUGGAGGUCGCAGUCGUCACUAAAGCCCUCUGGUCAGAACUUGGCCAAAAGGGAGUCGACUUGGAGACCAAGACAGCCGGCGACGAGGACGAGGACAGUGCCACGCUCCUCAUGGAAUGCAUGGCGCUCUGUGGGGCAUCUUGGGACACACGGGCGGAGCUCAUCACUACAGAGGAGCUUGCAGCCGCCACUCCUUUCACCUCUUUUCUGGACCUCAACGUCAUGCAGUUUGAUGGAAGAGUUAAAAAGCUGAUGAAGAAACCUGGCAGGUCUUAUAGGUCACCAGUUUACGUCAAUGGUGAUUUGUCAACACCCCUGUUUUGGGUGUACUUACCCCUGUCCCCUGCCAUCACUUCCCACACCUGUGUCCUGAGGGGAGUUCGUCUUGUUGCAUCGUGAAGGGUAACAUUGCAACAACUAAGCAAAAAAGAGGAUUUUCCGGCAAACGAAAGAACGGCAUCAUCAGUAUUAUAGCAACUUCAAUUCUAGCAAGAGAUAAUUUUAUCUGGAUAAGUAUAGCAGUAUUGUAACUCUGCUUUGAUCAGCAGACAGAUUAUAUUGUUAUUAUUUUCCGCCUUGGAAUAUCAUAUAAUACGUGUUGCCAAAUUUACAGCAUUCGCAUUUUAUUUUAUUUGUUAAUAGUG